AAUGAAUUCAGGAGGGAAGAAGUUGAACUUGGCACAGGCUAAAGCUAAUGUUUAUGUCAAGAAGCAUAAACUUGUGGAGGUUGUUUCGGAGAUGAUUAAUAACUUAAUUCAUGUCAAAGAUGAGAAGCCUAUUGCUUACAUGGUUAAAUAUUUAUCGAACUACUUAACUGAGAAAGAGAGAAAGGAAAGUGGCAUCUACAUUAAGGGACCUCUCCCACAAAAAAUUCCUCUCAUGAGCUACCCUAAAUUUGGAGAUGAAUGAACACACCUUUUGAGCAAAUAUCUCAGUAGAGAUAUGUGGAGCGGAAUGACGAAAAGGAUGACUAAGCUCGGGGGAAAGAUCCAAAUGUGAGUCCAAUCAGGAGUUUACGAUGAAAAAGAAGAGAUUGGAAUUUAUGCUACUGAUGAAGAAGCUUAUAAAGUAUUUGAUGAUAUUUUUACUCCAAUAAUUCAAGAUCUCCAUCCUAAAUAUGACCUCAAGGUGAAUUACAGAAAUGAGUUUGAUCUGAACUCGGUACAGGACAUUACAUUGUCCCCAAAAAUAAAGAAUAAACUCUCUUUCAUUAAGGUCUCAGCCAGAAGGAACUUUAAAGACUACCCCUUCACUCCAAUGAUGAGCACCCAAAUCAAGGUCCAAGUUGAGAAAAAGAUUGUUGAAACAUUAGGCGAAGUGUACGACCACUACCAUCAACUUGCAAAGAUCGAUGAAAAAACAUCCAACUGGCUGAACUCUGUGGGCAUUGAUAUCUCAAAGCAGACUAGCCACAGUAAUGCUGGGAUCAACGAAGACUGGCCCAACGGCAGAGGUGUGUUCAUCGAUGACAACAAAGCCUUCGUGAUUCUCGUCAACUUCGAAGACCAUGUGCAGGUGUUCGCCAUCGGAGAAGACGGCAACUUCAGCAAGAGCCUGACCACUCUGAUCAAGAUUCUAUCGAAGUUCGAGAAGAUGGGAUACGCCAAGCAUUCCACUCUUGGGUUCUUGACUGCAAGUCCGAAGAACUUGGGAACCACUUUGGACCUGGGUGUCAGGAUCAAACUGAAGACAGCUCAAUCGGAAGACCACAUCGAGUUUUAUAAAAAGGAGAACUGGUGAAGCAUAAAGCAAUCUCCGGACUCUGACACAGAAUAUGAUAUCAGCUUUUGUGAGACACUUGCGAAGAAUCUGACUGAGAACUAUGCCAUCGAUAAAUUCGGUGAUUGUCUCUCUAUGCUUGCCCAAGGAGAAAAUUGAGAAGAAAAAGUAGAGCAGGAAAAAGCUCAAACAGAAUCAUUUGCGGAUUCUGAAGCUGUUCAAAAUCCACAAGGCAUUAAUUCUUCAAAUGAUGAUAAAAUCAGCGAUAACAAGGAUCAAAAUAAUCCCUCAAUAAAAGAAGAAAAUAUUUUAGGGAAAAACUCAAAUGAUGACAAGUCUAAGAGCAAGGACAAAAAUAGUAUUCAUGAUACAUCUACAAAAGGCAAAGUUAAAGAUAGCACUAAGUCUUCUACUAAGCGUCCAAGAGUUUUACCUAAAGAGGAGACUAAGUAUGAUGACUCAGAAGAUUCUUCAGAAGAUGAUUCAGGUAAUGAUAGCAAAGCAGGCCAUCAAUAUAAUAAAGAAGAAGCAGCUACUGGCGAUGAAGAUGGUGAUCAGAAUCAGAAUGAUAAUGCCCAAAAAAAAUAUAAUGAUUAGUUAAAAU
Messenger RNA from Moneuplotes crassus, 1676 nucleotides. NCBI's taxonomy places the organism in Eukaryota, Ciliophora, Spirotrichea, Euplotida, Euplotidae. The record is from the annotation of a GenBank genome assembly.